Amphibalanus amphitrite is the source of this 3354-nucleotide messenger RNA. RefSeq lists its product as uncharacterized. The record is from RefSeq and is a predicted model, not a curated record. Lineage: Eukaryota; Metazoa; Arthropoda; Thecostraca; Balanomorpha; Balanidae. Gene Ontology annotation, molecular function: sodium channel regulator activity. The coding region runs from base 478 to 1812 and encodes 444 amino acids. The transcript is spliced from 2 exons. Gene Ontology annotation, biological process: regulation of sodium ion transport.
UGGCGGCCAGCUAGCGCAGCUCGCGCCACUGACCACCAGUUGCGUCGAAGCCGUCGACGGCGACACGACUGGCUGACCCGGGGAAGGGGACACAAACGAGCCUGUAGAUCGCCAGACGUGAGCCGGGGCGGUCGGCGGUGGCGACCGGGCCUGGCCGGCCGUAGCGAGCGGUGCACAUCACAGGCAAGCUGAGACUGACUGGGCCGAGAGGUAAGUGGCAACCGCAGCGCUGCACAAAAGCUUCUAGUUCGUAGUUGCACGAAAUCUUACCUAAAAGCGCUCGCAUAGACUAAGCACGUAGAAUCAAGGCACGAAGCAGCCGCCAGUUUUUUUUUUGUUUGUUUUGAGUGCUGUUUGUAAUAAUCACCGACUCGACGACUCCUCAAGGCGCACUCGAGUCGCCGAAGCUCCCGGUCAUCCGAGCGCCAACCUUCAGUCCCCGGCGUCGCCUCACUCCCGGCCCCUCUCCGUCGGCCGAUGGGGCGGAAGCGGAAGACGUUCGACCCCGCCGCGGCCUCCGGCCUGCGCCAGAGCGCGCUGGAGCGCCGUCUGUGCAACGUCAUCUGUCUUUGCCAGCUGCUGGCCAUCAUCUCCGGCGUGGCGCUCAUCUACCUCUGCUUCAUCGUCAUCAAGCCGAGCCACUACACGCUGGCGGCGCGCUUCGAGGACGACGCGUCCGUGUGCACCACGCUCGGCUCGACCACGAGCGGCGCGUGCCUGCGCCCCUCGUGCGCCGAGUGGUGCCUCUCGAGCACGGGUGGCACAUGCCGUGUCAUCACGGCGUCGGUGCGUCGGCCCGGCGUCACGGUGGUGUUCCGCGACUGCCAGCUGCAGGAUCAGUUCUGCUCGGAGCUCAGCCCCGACCACCUGCAGACGUUCGUCUGCUCGGAGGGCGAAGAUGACGGCGAGUGUCACGGCCUCCACGGCCUCUUCAACUGCUCCGAGAUCGCCGCCAAGCCGCGCGUCGGCCGCGGCCCGCACACGUCGAUCUGUAAAAAUGUGACGGCGCUGAGCCAGUGCACCAACACGGCGCGCUGGCAGCAGCCGGAAAACCUCACCCGCUGCAACCGGUACGUGUGCAACCACCUGCGCGGCGUGUUCGAGUGCGUGGACGGCGUGUGCCGGCAGCUGAAGUCGCCGCGCUGCCACGCGCGCUGCGCCGACCUCACCAUGGGCAACAUCGCCGUGGCCACCGCCGACCGGUUCCACUGGGGCCGCUGCCGGGCGGCCGAGGUGCUCGGCGAGCCGCUGUGGACGGCCGACGAGCAGCCGCCGCUGGCCAUCUUCUGCACCCGGCUGCAGGGCGGCGCCGCCGGCGACCUCGUGGGCGACGACUGCGUCAACGGCACGCUGGUGCCGGCCGACGAGUUCGGUGCGCUGGAGACGUACCGCGCCGUGCGCGCCGCGCUGCGCCGCCACGUGCGCCUGCUGGUGCCCGCCGAGGAGUUCAUCUUCAACGCCACCCAGGUGAUGGUUAACAUCGACGGCUGCGUGAACACACUGCGCAGCGAGUGCAGCGGCUGGCUGGCCGAGCGCCUGGUGGACGGCAGCGACGGCCGCCACCCGGCCGUCUACCCGUGCCACGUCACCCCGAGCAGCACCGACUACGUCAUCACCGACUACGACCGGCGCCAGACCAUCCGGCAGAUGGCCCUGGCCGCCACGCUGCCCUGCGCCUUCCUGACGCUCUCCUGCCUCUGCCUAUUCAUCUGCGGCAAACUGGUCCGCGUCAGCGAGUACGGCGUCUUCUACUGCCGCGACUGCCACGCGCAGAGCCCCACCCGAGACCCCAAGAAGUCGAGCACCCUCUGACGCCACGCCAAGGGGAGGUACCGCGCCACCGGCCGGGCCAGCCAAGAGUCGACGAGCCCCAUCAUACCGCCCACGCACUGAGGACGGCGUCACGUGACCGCGCUGACCUCCGAAAGGUCACGUUCGCCACACCCGAGUUCACAGCUGGCUCCCAACCGAAUUACAUGACGGAGUCGUGUCUCCAAACUGACUCGAAACGCUGUCUUAUGUGUGUGUUUUUUCAUUGUCUUAGUGUACCUAUUAAUCAGCGAGCGAGGAUAUAGUUUUAUUUAAGUAGGUUAGUCGUUUUUAUUAGAGGAUAUUCGAAACUUCUUUGCUGCUGUUCUAUUUAUGAAUGAAACUGCGAAAAGCUUUAGAUGUGUAGUGAAUGUACAAUUUCAGCUUGCUUCAUAAUGGAUUUCAAGUAGGUAGGUGAGCACUAGGCAAGAUCGCAUCUUCAUUCCACGUAUAGUAGCAGUGGGUUCUGUAUUUUUGUCUUCACCCUCAUUGAUAACAAACCAUCAAAACAUGGCGGUUCCAAACCGAGGAGUGUCUGAUGGUCCAACCAUGAGCCACUGCAUAUUCAGCAGCUAAUCAGUGUGGCACACGGGGGCGGUGCAUAUCCGACGUUUUACACCCGACCAAGAACCACCACAUCAGGCUUCAUCUACAAAACAAUGUGCUCGACUUUUUAAUGCCAUUUAGCAGAGUGGCCUGAAACGAAAGACAUGCUGCCGGUUUCGAAGAAGGUACUUACCUUACACGAAUACGAUGCUGUAGUCACCUCUGGGGCAACAACAGGGUCGUUGUAAAAAAGUGGUGCCGCCCCCGUCUCUAUGCAUGCAAUAUCAGUGAGUGCAAUCUGAGCUUCCUCGCUUUUUAUAAAUGUAGCAGUCAGUGUAGGUGUGUGAGUAUGUGUCAUUGUCAUGUGUUAGCCAAGUGUCCAUCGCAGCUGCGUUCUUUGGCACUCGCUCUCUCUGUCUCCAAUAUUCCGUCCCAUGGUGUAUGUAGGUACUCUCUUGCAACUGCUAAUGCUGUCGAAAGGACGCCCACAGAGCUGAGAAUGGUGUGGGGAGUGCCGAAACAAGCUCUUCAGCUUGUUUGUGGUGGUCCUUCGAGAGUCGACGCGUUCAACACACCCAUGUAUUUGUCUGUCUGCGAAACGUUUUCUGUCGGCUGGCAAGCCGUCGCGAGUCGGUAUGUUAGCGGCGAAAGACCUCUUAUCAGCGCCACCCUUUCAGUGUCUGACGGAAUUUUCGUCCAUGCGUCAGUGAUGUUUCUGAAUUGUGAUCGUUAUUUCGGUGCAAAUAAGGCCAAGAAACCCAAUGUGCCUGAAUCUCGUAGUGUUCGGAGAGCGGUGGCCUUACAUGUGGAACCAAACUAGCGGUGUUUAGUUGGCUGACGACCAAAAAUAUCUCGCUUCCUUCCAUCUAUAAUGUGCUUAUAUGUGUAACUGUACGACUUCCUAUAGCCACCCUCGUGUUCGACUGUAUGCCAACUGUAACUUCUCAGAUGCCUUUCACUGUGUAGCUUUUUAAGCUUCGGAAUAAAUUAUUUGUGUUA